Molecule: messenger RNA, 1360 nt
Organism: Plodia interpunctella (Indianmeal moth)
Lineage: Eukaryota; Metazoa; Arthropoda; Insecta; Lepidoptera; Pyralidae
Gene: ECSIT
Product: ECSIT
Exons: 5
Coding region: 186-1304 (372 amino acids)
Biological process (GO): innate immune response; cell surface receptor protein serine/threonine kinase signaling pathway
Cellular component (GO): mitochondrion
Source: RefSeq, a predicted model, not a curated record
GUUCAGUCAAUGUCAUCGGAUCUUAACCUAUUCUCGUUAUGUACCUAUUUAAUUUUAAUUAAAUGGAAUAAAUACACAGUGUUAUUAGUGAAUUAUAAAUGAAAAGCUCCUUAUGUUCAAUGGAAAAAGUUUUACAAGUUAUCUGUGAAUUUAAUAUGUGAAAUAAAUAUUUUAGCUAACCUAAAAUGGCUACAAAAAUAUUUAAAAAAUUUUGUCAGUUUAGACCUACAAGCGUAUUAUUUAAACGAUGGGAAAGUUCCGAUAAACGAGUAGCAAUGUAUGAUCCAUUUUCCACUAAAGUUAAAAAAAACAAGGAGACCUAUCUUCAAGUGAUCAAAAUGUUCGAAGGAAAUGAUAUUAGGAGGCGAGGUCAUGUAGAAUUUAUUUAUGCUGCUUUAGGUAGAAUGAAGGAAUUCGGUGUUCAGAAAGAUUUAGAAGUUUAUAAAGCACUUGUAGAAGUGUUGCCUAAGGGAAGAUUCAUACCACAGAAUAUUUUCCAAUCAGAAUUCAUGCAUUAUCCAAAACAGCAACAAUGUGCAGUAGAUCUUCUUGAACAAAUGGAGGACAAUAGUGUAAUGCCAGAUACAGAAAUGGAACAAAUGUUGCUGAAUAUAUUUGGUCGUCGCGGGAUACCACUGAGAAAGUUCUGGAGGAUGAUGUAUUGGAUGCCAAAGUUUAAGAACCUGAGCCCUUGGUACCUCCCUGACAAAUUGCCAGAUGACACACUUGAGUUGGCCAAGCUUGCCGUGGAACGAAUUACAUCUAUUGAUCCUGACACAAAAAUCGCUGUUUGGCAGACAGAAGAUAUAGAAGCUUCACUAGACAAAACAUGGAUUGUCAGUGCACAGAGUGGAGUUCAACAGGUGUUACUUGCAGAACAACCUGUUGAUGAACCCCUGGUAGUGAAAGGACCCUACAUUGUGUACAUGAGAGACCAAACAGUCAACUAUUUUCUUCUCAUUGGGAAAAUAAGACCUGAACCCAAAGAUGACACUGAUCCAGAUGAUGUAUCAAACAUUGAGAAGCCAUCCGGUAUACCUGGUGUCAUAGGGAGCACAAAACUUCCUACAAUAAAAUGCACAGUACAUGAACAAGAUGAUGGCACAAUAGUAUCUGUAUGUGCCACAGGCACGUCAUCCCGAGAUUCCUUAUUGUCUUGGAUAAGAUUACUAGAAAAAAAUGGUAACCCCGUGUUAUCUAGUGUUCCCGUGAUAUUUACCCUGACUGCACCCCCAUCAGACAUAGCAGUACAAGAAACUCAGCCAGCCAUAAAAAAUGAGAAAGAAAAUUCACAAAGCAGCUGAUGUAAACAUUGUUAAAUUUAUAUUUGAUGUAGUGCUAAAUUAUAUCAUUUGUUUUA